AUAACUAACUGAAUAACUUAACUUGUGUGUGACACAGCAGUGACACUGUGACAGACUUCUUCAAGAAAGUCAUGGAUGAGCAGAGAUUGGAGUACCUUGAAUUCUACAACCAGUCAUGUAACGUGUCUACCAUUAAUUCUUCAAGCAGCUUUGGGCCACCAAUAGCUGUCAUAAGAAUCAUUGGAUCCAUACUGAGUAUACUUGGUUCAACGUCUAUCAUAAUUGCUGUAUUUUUAACGGGGAAGCUAAGCAACAUGGAGAUUCAUCCGUUAUUCAGCCUUGCAGUUGGGGAUUUCAUCUUAUCUUGUCUCUGGCUGUUUGGUGGCUCACUGUGGCUAGACACUUAUCAGGACAGAUAUAGUGACAUUCAUCCUGGACUGGGCCUGUGCUACAUACUGGCCAUAAGCACAACUAUUGUUAAUAUGGUGACCUCGUUCUUAACUAUCGUCUACUCCCUCCAUGCUUUCAUAGUAAUGAGGCAACUUUCUAAAUCUAGAGGACACAUCUCGAGAGGACGAACUUGCAAACAGCAUCUCAUCACAGCAUUUGUGUAUCUUGUAGCAUGGAGCUUGCCUCUAUUGUUGGUCCUACCAGUCACUGAGAGUAUGAUUGGCCUUGAUAUUGCUAACAACGCUUGCUGGUGUUUUAUUGAUUUUUUUAACACUCGUCCUGGAGGUGGUCCUAACACAGAAAUCAGCGACUCUGACGAUCUUGCGACAAUCAUUGCUGUAUACAGUGGAGUCACCUUUGUUGUCACUGCUAUCGCAAUCAUAGCUCUUUAUGCUGGAACACUUCAUAUGGCAAGGAAGGUUUUAAAGCAUCAAAAAACUUUAAAUUCUGAAAUAAACUCAAGUAAAGUGAUUAAGAAACUGGCGGGUAGAGCGGCAGCGUUUAUCAUCAUAUAUCUGAUAUGUGGGUUACCAUUUCUAGCAGGUGCCAUUGACGUCUGGAAAGAAAAUACCCCUCUCCAUUUAUUAGAAAAACCAGAUCAAACCAUCCUCUUCUGGCAGGCUAUUUUUGGACCGCUACAAGGUUUUCUAAAUGCCAUAGUUUACGGCUGGUCAAGACCGGAGUUUAGACGGCUCUUUGUGACUCCGUGCAAGAAACUAAGACGAAGAAUGAGAGUGAAGGAUACUCAUGUACUUAUUGAUAGUGUCGAAGAAUAUUCGUAUUACCAUUAAGAGAAAUAGAGAGAGAGAGUUCCUUUUUUAUUAUUACGUGAUUGAUUUGUGACUGUUAUGAUUGUCUGUAUAUUGUAUACACAUCCUCCA
Messenger RNA from Amphimedon queenslandica, 1271 nucleotides. Its product is annotated as transmembrane protein 116-like. Bases 72 to 1181 code for a protein of 369 amino acids. The record is from RefSeq and is a predicted model, not a curated record. Gene Ontology annotation, cellular component: plasma membrane. Lineage: Eukaryota; Metazoa; Porifera; Demospongiae; Haplosclerida; Niphatidae. Gene Ontology annotation, biological process: adenylate cyclase-activating G protein-coupled receptor signaling pathway. The transcript is spliced from 13 exons. Gene Ontology annotation, molecular function: G protein-coupled receptor activity.